Paramecium octaurelia is the source of this 345-nucleotide messenger RNA. NCBI's taxonomy places the organism in Eukaryota, Ciliophora, Oligohymenophorea, Peniculida, Parameciidae. The record is from the annotation of a GenBank genome assembly.
UUUAAUGAAUAGUGAAAAUUAUAAGACUGAAAUACAUAAUAUGAUUGAAAACGGAAAGGAUCCAAAAGACAUGGUCAUUUAAAUGUGUCGUCCAUAAUGCAAAUGGUAUGAUGACAAAUACGACAGAUGUGUUAAAGCAUUCCUUUCCUUGAAAAAUGCUGAUCCUGAAAAGAAUUGUGUAUAAUGUUUACUUAUAGUAAGAUGUAUCCUUAUAGAGACUUGGUGACUUGUGUUGAAGCUUGUGUUUAGCCAAAAAUCUAGCACGCUUUAAGAGGAAAUGAGCAUGGUUCAAUAUUUGCAUGAAUUAUAAUGUUAAAUAUAAUUAUCAAUAAAAUAAGAAUAAGC